AUGACUCCUAUUUAUUUUGUUAGUUUUCUAAUUAUAUCAGUUGUGAAUGCUGAUGUUUAUUUACAUUUUCCACCCGGUUCAAAUAAUCGAGUUAAUGAACAAACAGCAAAUCGUCAAAAUGCUCAAAAUGCAUUCGAUUCUCAAAAUAAUAAUAAAGGUGGUUAUAAUGUUCCUGAUGCAACUAGUACAGCAUAUGGUACAAAUGCUUCACUUCAAUAUUAUCUUAAAUUCUUUCAAAGUGGACAAACCGGUAAGACAACACUACGUUUUGUUUGGACAAAUCAACAUGGUUGUGGUGGUAAUGAAGAAACGAAUCCAACAAAACAAACAUGUGAUAUUUUUCUGCAAUACAUGUGUCAAGAUGAUGAUAUUGAUGAAAAUAAUCUUGAUAAAUUUCGUAAUGGAGUUGUGACAACAUCACAAACAUAUACACCAAAUCCAACAUCUGAUCAAGCUGGUAAAUUAGCUGAUGUUAACACAACACGUCGACUUCAUGAAUCAUGGGAUUAUUAUAAUCGAUGUUAUAAUCGUGAACGAAAUAAAGGUCUUUUUACAGCUGAUCAAAAUUUAAAAGGUAAUACAGCUAUUUAUACUCGACAAGAUGCAGCAGGUACCAAAUAUGGUUAUGAAUGUCCCGAAGAACGAGAUUACUGGCCAUAUAUUAGUCCAUGGAAUGAUAUUGCUAUCUUAACAAGUAAUAUCAGCAUGUGCAGUUAUUAUAAAAACGAAAGUUUCAAUGUCAAACCACGAUAUGAAUGUAUUGAAACAAAAAAUAAUGUACGAACAUCAACAAAAUAUAAUAACCAAGUAAAUUGUACAGCAAAUGGUGGAAAAUGGUUAUUAGUAUAUUCUUAUUUAGAAAAAGCUACUACAUUAACAACACAAUCAUCAUGUGAAGGAGCUUCAUCAUCUCAAUAUCAAUAUAAAUGGGCACUUCCUCAUGAUACAACUACUGUUCAAGAAGAAUGUCUUAUUCUUCAGUCUCAACAAGGUCCAUCAUGUCUUCAAGCAGAUUGGUCACGGUCGAAUUAUCUUGGAUUGGAUUCCGAAGCUGAACCAUUAUCAUAUGAUUGGAUUCUUCCAAGUUUUCCAUCGAAUAAAAUUAAACGAUGUAUAGCUCGGAUUCGUUAUAAUAUAUCAACAUAUGAUUAUGAUUUAUAUAAUAUAAAUGCAAGCAGUAAUGGAAAUAAAUCACCGAUAAAAAAUGAUCCUAUUCUUACUGUUGAUAAUGGUAUUCAAUUACAAAUUAAUUUAAAUACUGAUCAAACUGGUCGAACAUUUCAAGAUCGAACACAUAUUUUUCAGAUAUUACCAAGACCAAGUGGUGUUAAUGAUAAUGAAAAUAUUUAUAAUUGGAAUAUGUUAGGUAAACGUGGAAAUAUUGUUCAAACAUAUCCAGCUGUUGAAUAUGAUUUUACACCAAGAAAUCUUCAAAUAAAUCGAAAUGAUCUUAUUCAUAUACAAUGGACAGGUUCAAAUACACAUAACAAUGUAGGUGGUUCUGAUGGACAAGCAGGUGAUGAUGGCCAAGGAACAACAGGAACUGAUCGAUCAAAUCUUGUAGAAAUUCGAGCUCGUGAUGAAAAUUAUCCAUAUCCAUAUGAACAAACAACAUUUUGGAAGAAUGUUAAAGUUCGUUGGAGUCCUAUGGAAAAAUUCAAUACUAAUAUUCUUCAAGAGGAUCUUGCUCUUUAUUUUGCAUCGACUGGUUACUAUCGUUGUCAACGUUCAGUUGAUUGUACAGGAGCCGAUAAUCCAUAUACAUUAGAAACUCAAACAACAAAACUAGAUGGUCUUCUUAAUGUAGCUUCAGCUUCAUUUGAAGGUGCACUUUUACAAAUCAAUGCAGGUACAUAUUAUAUGAUGUGUACAAGAAAUAAUAAUUUUAGUAAUCGAGCACAAAAAGGAACAUUAAUUGUAAUAUAA
Adineta steineri is the source of this 1926-nucleotide messenger RNA. The record is from the annotation of a GenBank genome assembly. NCBI's taxonomy places the organism in Eukaryota, Metazoa, Rotifera, Eurotatoria, Adinetida, Adinetidae.